Messenger RNA from Boleophthalmus pectinirostris (great blue-spotted mudskipper), 2415 nucleotides. It is a transcript of the gene gck, whose product is annotated as glucokinase (hexokinase 4). The record is from RefSeq and is a predicted model, not a curated record. Gene Ontology annotation, cellular component: cytosol; mitochondrion. The transcript is spliced from 11 exons. The coding region runs from base 141 to 1580 and encodes 479 amino acids. Gene Ontology annotation, molecular function: fructokinase activity; D-glucose binding; ATP binding. NCBI's taxonomy places the organism in Eukaryota, Metazoa, Chordata, Actinopteri, Gobiiformes, Gobiidae. Gene Ontology annotation, biological process: glucose 6-phosphate metabolic process; intracellular glucose homeostasis; glycolytic process.
AAACACCGCGCUACGCCUCCGGACGCGCGCAUCCUCCUGCACUGCCUCUGAUCAAGUGGGCGUGAACCUAUUUCCAAAAUGACAGAGCCGGUGAGCAUCACGGAAGAGACACGUUGAACGGAGCAGCGCACGACUUCAAGAUGAACUCAGAUCUGCAGACGAACGGUCAGAAUCACAGAAUGACUGAAGACGAGACUCUGGCAAAGGUGGAGCGUUUCCUGGAGUCCUUCCGUCUGUCUUCGGACACACUGACUGACAUUUCGUCUCGUUUGACCCGGGACAUGAUCAGGGGUUUGGACAGACGCUCACAUCACCGGGCCCCAGUCAAGAUGCUGCCCACGUUUGUCAGAGCCACGCCCGACGGGACAGAAAAAGGCGACUUCCUGGCCCUGGACUUGGGCGGGACAAACUUCCGAGUGCUUCAUGUUCGAGUGAAGCAGGAUGAAAAGGCCGUGCUGAAGAUGGACAGUGAGAUCUGCGCCAUCCCCCAGGACAUCAUGAGAGGGACUGGAGAACAGUUGUUCGACCACAUCGCGGCGUGUCUGGGGACUUUCCUGGAGAAUCAGGGCCUCAAAGAUCAGGUGCUGCCUGUGGGCUUCACCUUCUCCUUCCCCUGUGAGCAGAAGGAGAUCGACAAGAGUAUCCUGAUCCGCUGGACCAAAGGCUUUAACUGCUCCGGGGUGGAGGGCAAAGACGUGGUGCAGCUGCUGAAAGAUGCCGUAAAAAGGCGAGGGGAUUAUGAGAUUGGCUCUGUCGCCAUGGUGAACGACACCGUGGGAACGAUGAUGAGCUGCGGAUACAAACACCAAAGCUGUGAAAUCGGCCUGAUUAUAGGGACGGGCACAAACGCCUGUUACAUGGAGGAGAUGUGUAAUGUGAAGCGUGUGGAGGGCGAGGCGGGCAGGAUGUGCAUAAACACAGAGUGGGGCGGCUUCGGGGACGACGGUUCGCUGAAAGACAUUCAGACCGAGUUUGACCGGGAAGUGGAUCGCUCGUCCAUCAACCCCGGAGUCCACAUAUUUGAGAAGAUGAUCAGCGGCAUGUACCUGGGUGAGAUAGUGCGCCUCCUGCUGGUGAAAAUGACUAAGGACAAAAUUCUGUUCAAUGGAAAAGUCUCAGAAAAGCUGCAGACCUCGGACACCUUUCUCACAAAGUUCAUCUCCGAGAUUGAAGAGGAGGGCAGCGGCGAGGACAACACCAAGCGUAUCCUGUCUGACCUGGGUCUGCAGUGGAGCGCCGCCGACCUCAGAGCCGUGCGUUUGGUUUGCGACACCGUCUCGUCCCGUUCGGCUCGGCUCUGCGCGGCGGCGUUAGCGGCCAUCGCGAACCAGAUCCGCACCAACCGAGGCCUGGACCAUCUCGACGUCACAGUGGGCGUGGACGGGACAGUCUACAGGAAACAUCCAGCCUUCAGCGCUAAGCUCCAGUCCGUGGUCAAAGAGCUCGCCCCUCAGUGCUCGCUCAAGUUCGUGGUUUCGGAGGACGGCAGCGGUAAAGGUGCUGCCAUGGUAACGGCGGUGGCCCAGAGAAUCGCCGCCCAGUCGCACCUGAUCGACGACAGUGACGAAGAAGACGACUGAUCAAACGUGGGUUUUGUGUCCUUAGGCAAGACACUUCACCGGCUUUUUCUCUCACGGAUGUAACUGUAAAAGUGAGAGUUUCCAGUGGAAGUGGAGGAAAAUAAACUUUAUUUUAUUAUUUUGUGUUACUGUUUAGUCCAGGUGUUAUAAAGUCCAAAUUUAUAUAAUGUUAAGUCCUGGUUUAGUCCUAUUUUAGUCCUGGUUUAGUUCUGGUUUAGUCUUUGUUUAGUCAUAUUUUAAUCCUGAUUUAGUCCAGUUUUAGCCCUGAUUUUUAGUCCUGGUUUAAGUUCAGGUUUAGUCCUGGUUUAGUCCUAUUUUAGUUCUGGUCUAGUCCUGGUUUAGUUCUAGUUUAGUCUUGGUUUAGUCCCCUUUUAGUCCUGGUUUAGUCUUGACUUGUCUCUAGUUCUCAUUGACAUGUUACUUAUUUAUUUAGUUUGGGUUUAAACAAAACUUGUCCUGGAGUUUUUUUCCUAAUUUAUUGAAGAAAAAAAAAAAUGUUAUGCAAAUGUUGAAAUAUUCUGUCAGAAUAUUGUUAAAUAUUUGUAAAUAAAAAAGAAAUAAGAUUUAUGUAUCCACUAAAGGAAAUAUGUGCGUUUUUAUCAUAUAUUCAGUAUAUUCAGAAUAUAUUUAGUUUUAAAUUGUUUAUAAUGACUAUGUUUUAUUGCAAAAAUGUAAAAUUGUAAUAAACUGGCCUCUUAAACAAAUAAUAAUUACAUCUCAUUUAAUUACAUGUUUAAUUCAGUUUAUAAACCUUGUGGCCGUGGCUGUUCUGUCUUCAGCUCAAACGGUGCGGUGAGAAAAACAGGAAAUAAAACAAAAAUUCUUCCUUCUGUGA